CACUGACGAAGACUGCUUUACAUCAACUGGCCGAGUUAUUUUGUCUACUUGGUUGUUUAGUUCCUGUUUUGUAGUGGAUGUUUUCUGGGAAAAAAAUGCAUUUGUCAAAUGAAUGGCCACAUAUCACGUAUCUGAAGCACAGCAGCUGCGAUUGGUACUACCACUUGGUUGAAGUUGGAGUAGUCCAUAGCCAUUCUCUAGGAUCCAUCCUGGCCAGUUCGAUAAAGAUAUGGAUGAAUUAUUCAUCAUUCCUUAGAAUUUGGGUCUCUUUCAUCUUCGCACUUGUACGGCACCAAGCUCAGCCCAGGGAGCUCAUGUAUCCAUUUUGGCAGAAUGACACCAAAACCCCUAAAGUAGACGAUGGAAGCUCAUCUGAGAUUAAGUUGGCCAUCCCAGUUUUCUUCUUUGGCGUUCCUUACCGCACUGUCUAUGUCAAUAACAACGGAGUUGUUUCCUUCAACGUGCUAGUGAGCCAGUUCACGCCGGAAUCCUUUCCCCUGACGGAUGGGAGGGCCUUCAUCGCCCCAUUUUGGGCGGAUGUGCACAAUGGAAUUCGAGGCGAGAUCUAUUAUAGAGAGACCAUGGACCCUGUCAUCUUGAAAAGAGCCACCAAGGACAUCAGGAAGUACUUCAAAGACAUGGCAGCCUUCUCUGCCACUUGGGUUUUCAUUGUGACGUGGGAGGAAGUCACGUUUUAUGGAGGCAGCAGCACCACACCUGUGAACACCUUCCAGGCCGUCCUGGUGUCCGAUGGCUCCUACACAUUCACCCUCUUCAAUUAUUACGAGAUCAACUGGACCACGGGGACGGCUAGUGGCGGUGACCCCCUGACGGGUCUUGGUGGAGUGAUGGCACAGGCAGGAUUUAAUGGUGGAAACCUCACCAAUUUCUUCAGCCUCCCCGGGUCAAGAACCCCCGAGAUCGUGAAUAUCCAGGAGACCACAAACGUCAAUGUUCCAGGCCGCUGGGCAUUUAAAGUUGACGGAAAGGAAAUUGACCCAGCCAAUGGCUGCACCUCCAGAGGACAGUUCCUUCGGCGAGGGAGGUUUUGGGAAGACUAUUAUUUUGUGCACCAUCAUAGGGCGCGUGCGUUGACUUUCAACAAUGAGAUGCGUGAACUGCCAGGAUGGCUUUCUGUAUCUCUCUUUAGCCUAGGUUGCGACCAUAAGGUCAAAAAUUUCUUCUAUCUUGGAGAGCCAGUCGUGGAAACCAGCACUCUGGUGUUUGGGCGACCACACUACCACAUCUUUUGAGGCGUCCGUCUUCUUCCAGAGGCUCUGCCCGGCCUACUGCUGGCCCGACAGUGUUUUAGACUUCCCAGCCUCCCUUUCUUCAGUGUAGAGGCCAAGAAUGAACACCGUCGGGGUUCAGCCGUCUCCUGGGUGAAAGGAGCUCUACAGGGAGGGAAUGGCUACAAGAAUUCCUCAUCCAGAGAAGCUAUGGACAAAACGUCAAGUUCCAAGACCUAUGCCUCUGUGACUCCACUUCUCUGUCCUCCCCCUGCCCCCACCUACAUCCUGGGAGAGGUGGCUUCUUUCUGGAGUGUUGAGUUGCUUUGCCUUCCUUUCCUGAUCUCUGCUGGAACCCAGUGCCCGGGCGCCUGCUCACCUGCCUUUCACUAUUACUGUUGUUGGCAGGUUAAUGACCUAGUGACUUCUUUGCCUGUCACCUUAGACUUGGGGACAGUGAAAAUCUACCAGAGUGGCAUGUCUACUGCCGUGGAAACAGAUUUUGGGCUCUUAGUGACUUUUGAUGGCCAGCACUACGCCUCCAUUUCCAUCCCAGGCUCCUAUAUAAACUCCACCUGCGGACUCUGUGGAAACUAUAAUAAAAACCCACUGGAUGACUUCCUCCGCCCGGAUGGCAGGCCGGCCAUGUCUGUCCUGGAUCUGGGAGAGAGCUGGCGUGUGUACCACGCGGACUGGAAGUGCGACUCCGGCUGUGUGGACAACUGCACCCAAUGUGACGCUGCCACUGAAGCCCUCUACUUUGGCUCUGACUACUGCGGCUUCCUCAACAAGACAGAUGGGCCCCUGUGGGAGUGUGGCACUGUCGUGGACCCCACUGCUUUUGUGCACAGCUGCGUGUAUGACCUGUGCAGUGUGAGGGACAAUGGCACGCUCCUCUGCCAAGCCAUCCAGGCCUACGCUCUUGUGUGCCAAGCCCUUGGCAUUCCAAUUGGAGACUGGCGAACCCAGACUGGGUGUGUGUCCACGGUGCAGUGCCCGAGCUUCAGCCACUACUCCGUGUGCACCAGCAGCUGCCCCGACACGUGCUCCGACCUGACGGCCUCGCAGAACUGCGCCACGCCGUGCACGGAGGGCUGCGAGUGCAACCAGGGCUUCGUCCUCAGCACCAGCCAGUGCGUCCCGCUGCACAAGUGCGGCUGCGACUUCGAUGGCCACUACUACACCAUGGGGGAGUUCUUCUGGGCCACGGCCAACUGCACGGUGCAGUGCCUGUGCGAGGAGGGUGGGGACAUCUACUGCUUCAACAAGACCUGCAGCAGCGGGGAGGUGUGCGCGGUGGAGGACGGCUACCAGGGCUGCUUCCCUAAGCGGGAGACCGUGUGCCUGCUCAGCCAAAACGAGGUGCUGCACACCUUUGAUGGCGCCGCCUACGCCUUCCCCUCCGAGUUCUCCUAUACCCUCCUGAAGACCUGCCCUGAGCGCCCAGAGUACUUGGAAAUCGACAUCAACAAGAAGAAGCCCGAUGCAGGACCUGCUUGGCUGCGGGGACUUCGGAUCCUGGUGGCCAACCAGGAGGUCAAGAUAGGAGGCAUCGGGGCUUCGGAAGUCAAGUUGAAUGGUCAGGAAGUGGAAUUGCCUUUUUUCCAUCCUUCGGGGAAGCUGGAAAUUUAUCGAAACAAAAACAGUACGACAGUGGAGUCCAGGGGCGUGGUGACUGUCCAGUACUCAGACGUAGGUCUGUUGUACAUCCGGCUGUCCACCACAUACUUCAACUGCACGGGGGGCUUGUGUGGCUUCUUCAACGCCAACGUCAGUGACGAGUUCUGUCUCCCCAAUGGCAAGUGCACGGACAACCUGGCAGUGUUCCUGGAAAGCUGGACAACUUUCGAGGAGAUCUGCAAUGGGGAGUGUGGGGACCUGCUGAAGGCCUGCAACAAUGACUCCGAGCUGCUCAAGUUCUAUCGAAGCCGCUCCAGGUGCGGCAUCAUCAACGACCCCUCCAACAGCUCCUUCCUGGAGUGCCAUGGGGUGGUGAACGUCACUGCCUACUACCGCACCUGCCUCUUCCGCCUGUGCCAGAGUGGGGGCAAUGAGUCGGAGCUCUGUGACUCUGUGGCCCGGUAUGCAAGCGCCUGCAAGAAUGCCGAUGUGGAGGUGGGGCCCUGGCGGACCUAUGACUUCUGCCCGCUGGAGUGCCCAGAGAACAGCCACUUUGAGGAGUGUAUAACAUGUACAGAGACCUGUGAGACCCUUGCCCUGGGCCCCAUCUGCGUGGAUAGCUGCUCUGAGGGAUGUCAGUGUGAUGAGGGCUACGCUCUACUGGGCAGCCAGUGUGUCACGCGGAGUGAGUGUGGCUGCAACUUUGAGGGGCACCAGCUUGUCACCAAUGAGACCUUCUGGGUGGACCUGGACUGCCAGAUCUUCUGCUAUUGCAAUGGCACAGACAACAGUGUCCACUGUGAGACUGUGCCCUGCAAGGAUGAUGAGUACUGCAUGGAGGAGGGCGGCCUGUACUACUGCCAAGCCCGCACCGACGCCUCCUGCAUCGUCUCAGGCUAUGGCCACUACCUCACCUUUGAUGGCUUCUCCUUUGACUUCCAGACCAGCUGCCCGCUCAUCCUGUGCACCACAGGAAGCAGGCCGAGCUCAGACUCUUUCCCCAAGUUUGUUGUCACAGCCAAGAAUGAGGACCGGGACCCGUCACUGGCCUUGUGGGUUAAGCAGGUGGACGUGACCGUGUUUGGCUACAGCAUCGUGAUCCACCGAGCCUACAAGCACACUGUGCUGGUCAACAGUGAACGGCUCUAUCUGCCCCUGAAGCUGGGGCAAGGAAAGAUAAAUAUCUUUUCCUUUGGUUUCCACGUGGUGGUGGAAACUGAUUUUGGCCUGAAGGUUGUAUAUGACUGGAAGACCUUCCUGUCCAUCACAGUCCCUCGGAGCAUGCAGAACAGCACCUAUGGUCUGUGCGGCCGCUACAACGGCAACCCUGACGACGACCUGGAGAUGCCCAUAGGUCUGCUCGCAUCCAGCGUCAAUGAGUUUGGGCAGAGCUGGGUGAAGAGGGACACCUUCUGCCAGGUGGGCUGUGGGGACCGCUGUCCGUCCUGUGCCAAGGUAGAAGGUUUCUCCAAAGUGCAGCAGCUGUGCAGCCUGAUCCCCAACCAGAAUGCUGGCUUCUCCAAGUGUCACAGCAAAGUUAACCCCACCUUCUUCUACAAGAACUGCCUGUUUGACUCUUGCAUCGAUGGGGGUGCGGUGCAGACCGCCUGUAGCUGGCUGCAGAACUACGCCAGCACCUGCCAGACUCAGGGGAUCACGGUGACUGGCUGGAGGAACUAUACAUCCUGCACUGUCACCUGCCCUCCAAACAGCCAUUAUGAGAGCUGCGUGAGUGUCUGCCAGCCCCGCUGUGCCGCCAUCCGCCUGAAGAGUGACUGCAGCCACUACUGCGUGGAGGGCUGUCAGUGCGACGCUGGCUACGUCCUCAACGGCAAGAGCUGCAUCCUGCCCCACAGCUGCGGCUGCUACUCCGAUGGCAAAUAUUACGAGCCCAAGCAGCUGUUCUGGAACAGCGACUGCACGCGGCGCUGCCGCUGUUUCCGUCGCAACCUGAUCCAGUGCGACCCGCGCCAGUGCAAGUCCGACGAGGAGUGCGCGCUGCGCAACGGGGUGCGCGGCUGCUUCAGCACCAAGACCUCCUACUGCCUGGCGGCCGGCGGCGGCGUCUUCCGCACCUUCGACGGCGCCUUCCUCCGCUUCCCGGCCAACUGCGCUUUCGUGCUGUCCACCAUUUGCCAGAAACUGCCCGACAUCUCCUUCCAGCUUAUCAUCAACUUCGACAAGUGGUCCGCCCCCAACCUCACCAUCAUUUCUCCCGUCUACUUCUACAUUAACGAAGAGCAGAUUCUCAUCAGCGACCGGAACACGGUCAAGGUGAAUGGCACACAAGUGAAUGUUCCAUUUAUAACUGGUUUGGCAACCAAAAUCUACAGCAGUGAGGGGUUUCUGGUGAUUGACACCAGCCCAGACAUCCAGAUAUACUACAAUGGUUUCAACGUCAUUAAAAUCAGUAUCAGCGAGAGGCUGCAGAACAAAGUGUGUGGUCUCUGUGGCAACUUCAACGGGGACCUAACAGAUGAUUAUGUGACCUUGCGAGGGAAGCCGGUGGUAAGCAGCGUGGUGCUGGCCCAGAGCUGGAAAACCAAUGGCAUGCAGAAGAGCUGCAACGAGCUGCAGUUCUCACAGUAUGCAGCCAUGUGUGACAAUGUGCACAUCCAGAAGAUGCAGGGUGAUGGCUACUGCCUGAAGCUCACCGACAUGAAGGGCUUCUUCCAGCCCUGCUAUGGGCUUCUUGAUCCCCUCCCAUUCUACGAGUCCUGCUACCUGGACGGCUGCUACAACCACAAGAAGUUCCAGCUGUGCGGCUCCCUGGCCGCCUACGGGGAGGCCUGCCGCUCCUUCGGGAUCCUCAGCACCGAAUGGAUUGAGAAGGAGAAUUGCUCAGGAGUGGUUGAAGAUCCCUGUGUGGGGGCGGACUGUCCCAACCGAACCUGCGAGCUGGGCAAUGGCAGGGAGCUGUGUGGCUGCAUCGAGCCGCCCCCCUAUGGAAACAACUCACAUGACAUUAUCGAUGCAGAGGUGACCUGCAAAGCAUCCCAGAUGGAAGUGUCCAUAUCUAAGUGCAAACUCUUCCAGCUCGGUUUUGAGAGGGAGGGCGUGAGAAUCAAUGACAGACAGUGUACCGGCAUCGAGGGGGAAGAUUUUAUCUCCUUUCAGAUCAACAACACCAAAGGGAAUUGUGGAAACAUUGUGCAGUCCAAUGGCACUCAUAUCAUGUAUAAAAACACAAUCUGGAUCGAAAGUGCCAACAACACUGGCAACAUCAUCACCAGGGACCGCACGAUCAAUGUGGAAUUUGCAUGUGCUUAUGAGCUGGAUAUCAAGAUCUCCUUGGAUUCUGUUGUGAAGCCUAUGCUAAGUGUAAUUAACCUGACAGUUCCAACCCAAGAAGGCAGCUUCACCACCAAGAUGGCUCUCUACAAAAAUGCCUCCUACAAACAUCCUUACCGCCAGGGUGAAGUAGUGUUGACAACUCGAGAUGUGCUGUAUGUAGGGGUUUUUGUGGUUGGAGCUGACUCCACACAUUUAAUCCUAACGCUCAACAAAUGCUAUGCCACACCCUCCCGAGAUAGCAAUGAUAAGCUCCGAUAUUUCAUCAUCGAAGGAGGGUGUCAGAACAUCAAAGAUAACACCAUCGGCAUCGAGGAGAACGCAGUCUCCCUGACCUGUCGCUUUCACGUCACCGUCUUUAAAUUCAUAGGGGAUUACGACGAAGUUCACCUUCACUGUGCAGUGUCACUCUGCGACUCAGAAAAGUACUCCUGUAAAAUCACUUGCCCACAAAAUUCCAGGAGUGCCACAGAUUACACAAAAGAACCCAAAGAACAGAUCAUUUCAGUGGGACCUAUUAGGAGAAAAAGGCUGGACUGGUGUGAGGACAAUGGAGGGUGUGAGCAGAUUUGCACGAGCAGGGUGGACGGGCCUCUCUGCAGCUGUGUAACAGGAACCCUGCAGGAGGAUGGCAAGAGCUGCAGAGCCUCUAAUUCUUCAGUCGAACUCCAAGUCUGGACGCUUCUUCUCGUCAUGAUCCAGAUUUCAUUAUGGCAUUUUGUCUAUAAAUCAGGCAUGAUAUCAUAAUUAACUCAAAGUUGCUAUAUAAAGUACUGUAAUUUACUUACUUCAACUCCCUGUAGGAUAAAAAGUGUGUGCCCUUAAGUCAAAACCUAUUUGAAAGUGUCCAGCAUCUCAGAAUGAUGCCACCUGUCUCCAACGGUCUGAGGUCCAGAAACCAGCAAACAUGCAAGCUCCUCUUUCAGAAUAUGAAACGGAGCUUCUACAAGUCAGUUAUGGAAAGUAUAUCUCCUGUGAAAAAUUUCCAAACAGUUGUCACUAGAAACUUUGGUUCACAUGAAAAACCAGUAAAGGAAAAAAAUUCUGGUUAGAGAAAUCUGACUGGAAAUCUGACCAGAGAAAUCUGUCAAGCCAGUGCUAUUUCUGGAUCAUGUUUUUUUACAGAGAGAGCCUGUUGGAAUGAUUUUGAAGUGAUGACUGGAAGGUUUGACUCCCUCUAAGGAAUCUUGCUGGCGUUUGGAAGUGUCUGAUCUAUGAUAUGUAUGUGUUCUGUCUAUGAGGCGCUCUCCACCCACUGUGUCCUUCAACCUUGCCAUGGCAGCUUUGGCCGCUGGGGAUACUGCUGACCUGGGGAACCCCACCCACUCUCCUACCCCCUCGAACCCAAUCCCUUCUCUUUUUACAAAUCAACCAAAUACUUUUUAAUGUGUUUUAUCCUUAAAUAAACUUUGUGUUCAAAUAUUCUCAUUA
Molecule: messenger RNA, 7571 nt
Organism: Cercocebus atys (sooty mangabey)
Lineage: Eukaryota; Metazoa; Chordata; Mammalia; Primates; Cercopithecidae
Gene: TECTA
Product: tectorin alpha
Biological process (GO): cell-matrix adhesion
Molecular function (GO): protein binding
Source: RefSeq, a predicted model, not a curated record